AUGGUUUUGGAAGACUAUGAAAUACAACAAAAUAUGGUUGAUGUGGAAUUUAGUUAUUUACCAUUUGAUCUUAGUGUUGAUUCUCCUCCGGUUGUUAUGAUGAAUGAUCGUCAAGUGAAAAAUUUUGUUGCUUAUUGGAGAAUGAAGAAUAACAUAUGGUUGUGUGUGACGUUUAAAGCCACGGUGAAUGAUAGAAGCAAUAUUGAUCUGAAUAAGAAACCAAACGAUUCAAGUGAGGGAGGCGUUGAUGAUCUUUUGUGUGAAAAGCUGCCAAAAUUUGUGAGCAAAGCAAAACCGAAUGAUUCUAACUUCAUAACUUCUAAGGACGCUGAAGUUGGUGCUAGAUCUAUGAUGGUUGAUUCUAUGGUAAAGAAGGGACAAUAUUUCAAAAGCAAGGAAGCUUUACAGGCAAGUUUAGAAAUUUUUGCGAUGAAGUAUAACUUCGAUUACAGAGUUACUAAAUCUGGUACAAGAUUUGGGUGUAUACGCUGUAUUGAUGAUGUUUGCAAAUGGCGUAUUCGUGCUGAGUGCUUCGAAUGGUCUACGUGUUGGAAAAUCAACAAGUAUGUGGGUAGCCAUACUUGUGCUCCUUCAAGGAAAACGAAAUUUGGUAGAACACCUUCAGCAAGAACAAUCGGGAAUCUCAUCAAACAUAAUUAUGAAGGUGUCAAGGAGGGACCUAAACCCAAUGACAUCAUUAAUAUUAUGCGUACGGAGAAUGGAUGUGAGCUAACUUAUUCCCAAGCUUGGGAAUCUCGUGAGUAUGCAGUUAACGAAGUAAGAGGAAUCCCAGAGAAAAGUUUUGCUAAGAUACCUAACUACUUGCACAUGCUAAAAGAGGCGAAUCCUGGUACGCAUACAAAUUAUGAUAUUGAUUGUGAUGGUAGAUUCAAGUAUCUAUUCAUUUCAUUUGGUCAAUCAAUAAGAGGGUUCUACAAGAAAAUUCGGAAGGUCAUUGUAGUUGACGGAACGUUUUUAAAGAACAAGUACAAAGGAGUUCUACUAGUUGCUACAGCCGUAGAUGGUAACUCUAAUUUGUAUCCAAUUGCAUUUGGGAUUGCUGAUUCUGAGAAUGAUGCUUCAUGGAAGUGGUUUUUAAUGCAGCUUAGGGUUGUUAUUGCGGAUGACAAAGAUUUAGCUUUUGUGUCAGAUCGACAUAUAUCUAUUGGUAAAAUGAUUGAAAAAAUCUACCCAUUGGCUAAACAUGGUAUUUGCAUCCACCACUUGAUAGGUAAUGUGAAACUUGCAAUUAUCAGUCCGGCGAUUGGAGGUUAUCUACAUGAGGCUGAUGUGAAAAAAUGGGCUAGAUGUCAUUUUCCUGGAUAUAGAUAUGACAUAAACACCAACAACCCUGCUGAAUCAAUAAAUUCAGCUUUGAGAUCACCAAGAGAGUAUCCAAUAAUUCCUUUGUUAGAUAGCAUUAGAGAAAUGUUAACCCGCUGGUUUUAUGAGCGUAGGGCAUUAAGUGAGCAGCAGAACGACCCUUUAACCAUUGAGGUGGAGCAGAAGAUUUCUAGAAGAAUAGAGAAGGGUAAAAAGUUUAAAGCUUAUCCUACUUCUCAAUUCAUAUUACAGAUUAAAGUAUAA
Molecule: messenger RNA, 1587 nt
Organism: Camelina sativa (false flax)
Lineage: Eukaryota; Viridiplantae; Streptophyta; Magnoliopsida; Brassicales; Brassicaceae
Source: RefSeq, a predicted model, not a curated record